Vanrija pseudolonga is the source of this 1929-nucleotide messenger RNA. It is a transcript of the gene APP1, whose product is annotated as Phosphatidate phosphatase APP1. Lineage: Eukaryota; Fungi; Basidiomycota; Tremellomycetes; Trichosporonales; Trichosporonaceae. The transcript has 4 exons. The coding region runs from base 1 to 1929 and encodes 642 amino acids. Gene Ontology annotation, cellular component: actin cortical patch. The record is from RefSeq and is a predicted model, not a curated record. Gene Ontology annotation, molecular function: phosphatidate phosphatase activity.
AUGCCGCCGUCCGCAUCCAGCAGUAGCAGCAGCGACGCCACCACCAGUCCGGAGCAGGAGCAAGCGCGCUCGGGCAAGCGCAAGCGCGCCGCGGCGCCGCACCCCUCCCCGUCCCUCCUCACCACCGCGACGUCCUACGUCACCUCAGCAGCAGAGACUGUCGCCGUCGGCGCGUUGAUCGCAGCAAGCGGGACGGCAGAGGAACGCGCCGCGGUGUGGCACGAGUGGCGCGCGAACGAGCCCGCGCCAGACGGCGAGGACGAGGUCCACCUCGUCCCCGGGUGGGCAGUUGCGCGUGCGCGCGACGGCGGGGGGUUCGACCUCGCAGUCGACGUGCUCGGCGUCGCGACGGAAUUCGGGCUGCCGGAGCGCGCGACGCGGACGCAGCGCGCGCUGGUCGGCAUCGCGAAGCGUAGGUUUAAGAGCGGCAGCGCGACCCCCAAGUCUGGCGCGAGCACCCCCGGGCCGACCCCGAGCGUCGCGCCGCUCCCUGGGCGGCAGGGAACGAGCAGCACCGUCGACCAGGUGCUCAGCGCCGCGGGCCAUCCGGAGGCCGCUGCGCCGCCUGCGCUCGACACAGCGGGGGAGAGCACCGACGACGUGCUCUCCGACCCGGAGCACCUGCGCGUCGCGCACGCGCUGCUAGACGAGCGACUACGCCCGUUCUUCGCCGGCAUCGUGGCCCGCCGGCCGCUGACGCUCAGUCUGUUUGUGUUCCCGCUGCCCGCGGACGACUGGGGGGAGCCGGUCGCGCAGUGGUCUAGCGCGACAGACAGCGGCGGGCUGUUCCGGCACACGUUUGAGGUGCCGUGGGACGAGCUCGUCGCCGCCUGUCCGUCCGUCGAGCUGGGCUACGGUGUCGGCGUGCGCGCCGCGCUCGUGCCGAGAGUACAUGAGAGCCAUGCUCACCCCGCGAGCCUCGCGCCGAUCGAGGCGAGCGUGCUCAUGCGCAUCGCGCCCGCUGACGGCGUGCGGAUCCUGACCGACCUAGACGACACGAUCAAGCAUUCCGACAUCUUGGGCGGCGUGCGCGAGGUGUUUCGGAAUGUGUUUUGCCGCGCGAACGACGAGUUGGCGGUGUGUGGCGCCGCGGGGCUGUUCGGCGAGCUUGAAGCCGCGGGCGUGAGCGGCGUGGACAUUGUGUCCAACUCGCCGUUCGAGCUCGGGCCAGUGAUCAAAGACUUCAUGGCGACCAACAACUUUCCACCGUACUACACCCUAACGCUCAAACUCUACGACGGCCGCUCGAUCGUCUCGUCCCUCUUCGAAGGCCCCGGCCAACGGAAACGGCCCGGCAUCCUGCGCGUGCUCGACGCGUUCGCGGGCGCCAAAUACCUGCUGUUCGGGGACAGCGGCGAGCAGGACAUGGAGACGUAUGUCCGGGUUGCGGGCGAGCGGCCGGGGCAGGUGCUGGGCAUCUUCAUUCGGGACGUUACUACUGGCCGGGUGGCGAGGGCGUCGCUUGAGGGCGAGGGCGAGGGUGUGGAUGGGGGGGAAGGGGACGGGGAUGGGGGCGAGACACGCGCCAUGCCGGGGGCGUUUGGCGACGCCGAUGACGAAGACGACGACGACCCGAUCGAGGCGGGUACUGCUCCAGCAGGACGCGCCGCGCGUGCAGGCGACAAGGCGUCGGCGUCGGCUACAGCCUCGGACGCGCAGGCGACGACGCCGCCCGCAUCAGCACCCCCCGCGUACGCCCUUUCGGUCGCCUCGACGUCCGGCCGCACCGCCGACGAGAUGCGCAAGACGGUUGCCGAGCUACAAGGCCUCAGCGCAGAGCAGGACAAGCUGCGCCGGCAGGCCGAGGCAUGGGAGGCGCGCGUGGACAAGGCGCGGGGUAGCUUGCCCGAGGGGGUGAGGCUGGUCGUGUUCCGGGACGUUGACGAGGUGGAGAGCUUGGCUAGGGAGCUGGCACGGGGGGCGGUGUAG